AUGUCUCAGCAACUCCUCGUCAUCACUGGUGUCUCCGGCCAUGUGGGCUUCCGCGUGCUUGUCGAGGCCCUCAGCAGAGGCUACAAGGUGCGCGCGGUGAUCCGCAACGCAGCGCAAGCCGAGCAGAUCAAGGCCACCGAACCCAUCAAGCCAUAUCUGACCCAGGUCGAAUUCACCGUGGUUCCGGAUCUACUCGCUUCUGGCGCCUUCGACGGUGUCCUUGACGGAGCGGAUGGUGUCGUCCACGUCGCCUCUCCCCUUCCCUACCCAUCCGACGACUACAGGCGCGACCUGGUCGACCCGGCAGUCAAUGCCACGGUUGGCGUGCUCAAGUCGGCUACCAAGGUCCCCACGAUCAAGAGGGUCGUCAUCACGUCUUCCAUCGCCGUUCUCCUGACUUGGGAAUACGUUAUUUCGUCCGACACGGAGAAGGUGUUCACCGCCAAUGAUGCGUACACCCCGACCAGCCUGGACGGUCCGUUCGCGAACGCCAUGGACGCCUAUGGUGUGGCCAAGGCAGGGGCUCACGCCGCCACGGCGCGCUUUAUCGAGGAGGAGAAGCCGGCAUUCGAGGUCGUCAACAUCUUACCCAGCAUGGUGACGGGCAAGAAUGAACUGAACCGCACCCCCGAGGACGUCGGCAAGGGCAGCAACGGCAGUACCCUGGGUAUCCUGCUGAACAACAAGAACGAGAUGCCGUCCCUCGGCGCCACAGUCCACAUCAACGAUGUUGCCAGGGCUCACAUCGACGCAUUGAACCCUGCCUUCAAGGGGAACCGCAACUACCUCUGCUCUUCGGGCGGUCUGGACGGCACCACAUGGGAGGAUGCCAAGGAGAUUGUUAGGCGGAACUUCCCCAAGGCGGUGGCCGACGGCACGCUGCCCCUGGAGGGAACCCAGCCCUCGAGGCCUCUCCGGCUGGAUGUGUCUGAGACGGAGAAGACUUUUGGGUGGAAGUUUGCAAACUAUGAAGAACAGGUGAAGAGCCUUGUUGAGCAUUACCUGGAGCUCUUGGGGAAGAACUAA
Emericellopsis atlantica is the source of this 1026-nucleotide messenger RNA. RefSeq lists its product as uncharacterized. The coding region runs from base 1 to 1026 and encodes 341 amino acids. Gene Ontology annotation, molecular function: oxidoreductase activity, acting on the CH-OH group of donors, NAD or NADP as acceptor. The record is from RefSeq and is a predicted model, not a curated record. Lineage: Eukaryota; Fungi; Ascomycota; Sordariomycetes; Hypocreales; Bionectriaceae. The transcript has 4 exons.